CGGGUAAAGACAGGUACAAAAACGAUGCAAUAUACAAUAUAUUGUCGUUUCCUCUUUAUUGCGCACACUCUUUCUUUCCUUCUAUUUUAUUCUUGCAACAUUCUUGAUAGUUACUCUAAAGGAAAACAUGGAAUCAACUUUGCGAUCCAAACAACAUUCGACAAGUCAUUCGACUAAAUCAGCAGCUCCUCAGCCAACCUUCACUACUGCUACUACUACUACUGCUGCUACCAAUACCAUUUCCAAAUCACCGCCGUUGCUCGCUCCUGCCAUAACUGCAACGAGUGGUUCUUCUUCUACUAUUAUACAAAGCCAUUCCGAGACGAUUGAUCUGACAACGCCACCUCGUCGCACGCGUAUUACUCGAGCGUGUGACACGUGUCGACGGAAAAAGAUAAAAUGUGAUGUAAACACGACGCAGCCAUGCACUACGUGUCGACAAUACCAGUGGAAUUGCACUUUUAAUGAUACAGCUAAAAAACGAGGACCACCGAAAGGAUACAUCGAAAGUCUCGAAACACGACUGGAGAAAAUGGAGCAUUUGCUACAGCAGAUGCAAGAUAAGAAACGAAAGCGGCCCAAUUCGUCUUCUGCCCUCUGUAUAAAGAAUAUACUAGCCGACGAGGACGAUCAAGAACACAGUAAGCAAGACAAAGAUGAAAGCGAUGACGAAGAUCAUCCUGCGGUCAAAAGAAACACACUAUCAUCGCCAUCGCCACCACCAUCAUACAAACUAGGAACAUUAACAACGGAGUCGUCUUUGAUCGAUUCAUUACUCCACAAGUUUUUUAACAUCCAUACUAUUACGAUGCCUGUUAUUGACAAGAGCGCGUUUUUUGCAAUAUAUAAUGCUAAGAAGCAUAACAAUGUUAGCAGCAGUGACUGCAUUAGCGCUACUACGAUUUCACAAUCACUUGUAUACGCCAUGUGCGCUUACACCUGCUAUCGACUAUCAGCAAAGGAUCCCUUGUUUGAAACUAACAAACCGAGUCGCGACACUGCGUUCAGAUACUUUACGGACAAGGCCGCCGACCUCAUCAAAGAUGAAUAUUUCGUUUCGCGACUGGCAACAGUUCAAGCGCUUAUCUUGAUUUGUGCACAGCCCGUUGUGGCCACCGAUCAGAAUCGUAACUGGGUUUUUAGCGGCUUGGCUGUCAGGAUGGCUCAAGAGUUUCGAUUACACCGACUAGCAACAAAUCCUCCUUCUACCAUCCAAGACGAAAAGCAACUGAACUGGUACAAACGAAUAUGGUGCGCCGUGUACAAUAUUGAUCGAUGGAACGCUGCAGCCAUGGGUCGUCCACUUGCAAUUGCCGAUGCCGACUGCGACAUUGCCUUGCCAACGCUACCGCAUUCAUCAUCAGAUGAUUAUCACCAUCACGUUAUCUUUAUCUAUCUGACAAAACUAUCCUGCAUUCUUGGUGAAAUCUUAAGGACAAUUUACACGCCACAGGCCAAGUACUAUCUUCAUCAAUCACCGUCGUCAUCGUCGUCGUCGACAGCAACAACAACCACAGGAGCAGGAGCAGCGGCUGUGGAACAGUUGUUGCAACGGUUACAGUGUGAACUGACACGAUGGUUUGACGCGUUUUCAGCACAAGACAUUAUACCAGAAGAAAAGGCGUGGCCACUGACGGUUUGUUAUUACGGCGUCACCUUAAUGUUAUACAGACCCUUCAUUGACAACAUUUGUAAUGGCCGGUACGAUCAUAUCCGGGCUUCGGAAAAUUGCUCCGAGAUUGCAAGGAAAAUGACCAGUCUUGUCAGAGCAGCAAACAAAUUGGAUCUCGUACGCUUUGGUUUUAUCUUUAUAGGAUAUUCAAUCUAUCAAGGAUUGCUUAUUCAUGUAUAUGACAUGUUUAGUGAGAAUCUAAAAACUGCAGCAGCAGGACGCGAGUAUGUCCGUGUCACCGUGGAUGAGUGCCUGAUUCCGCUCUGUGAUGAGCUAUCAGAUGCUUCAGAUAUAAAGCUUAUCAUGGCAUCUACGAUGGAACUACUCAAGUCCGAAGGAUCCAAAUAUGCGCAACAGCAGCAGCAAGAGCAGGGCCAACAAAAAGAUGAAGAGAACGAUCAGAGAUGGAGACAGAUACUUGGUUCUGCAGGUCCUCCACUUAAUGAACUGGGAUGGGCGGGUGAAAUUAAUUGGACAGUGUGGAACCACUCGCCAUCCAUGCUGUUGCAAAAACAGUAACUGUUUUCGAGGUCCAAGCGCCGCUAUUCCCUCCCUAAACUCGCAAUGCUUGUGUGUGACAGAAAAAGCAUGCUUUUGAGUGAAUGCGUACAUAAUACCCAUUUCUUUAUAAUUCU
This is a messenger RNA of Zychaea mexicana, 2307 nucleotides long. Its product is annotated as fungal-specific transcription factor domain-containing protein. Bases 128 to 2191 code for a protein of 687 amino acids. Gene Ontology annotation, molecular function: DNA-binding transcription factor activity, RNA polymerase II-specific; zinc ion binding; DNA binding. The transcript has 9 exons. Lineage: Eukaryota; Fungi; Mucoromycota; Mucoromycetes; Mucorales; Lichtheimiaceae. The record is from RefSeq and is a predicted model, not a curated record. Gene Ontology annotation, biological process: DNA-templated transcription; regulation of DNA-templated transcription.